This is a messenger RNA of Paramecium pentaurelia, 4790 nucleotides long. The record is from the annotation of a GenBank genome assembly. Lineage: Eukaryota; Ciliophora; Oligohymenophorea; Peniculida; Parameciidae.
AUGGACUUAAUAAUCAACUAAAUUUCUCUAUAUGUUCAAGGUGCUUUAAUAUUGGAAUAAUUUAUAUGGAGUUUACCUUUGACGAUAUCAUUCAUUUUGGGAGUCAUUAAUGAACUACAAAAUAUAGCAUAUAUUAAUAUAUCUUCUAAUUAAAAGCUUUUCAGUACUGCUUCUGAAUUGGAUUUAAUAACGAUGUUAUCAAGACCCAAUACAUUCAUUGAGAAUUCAACUAUAUUAACUUAUAUUUCACUGGGAUUUUUAUGUAUUCUUAUUCUUAGUUGUAUUUGCUUUAUUUUUAUAGUGAAAAGUAGAUCACAAAAUUUAGUGAUUGAAUUAUAAAAUGCCUUUAACACCAAUUAUUAUAUUAAGGUAUUAUUUAUAUUUGUGAAUGUUUCCAUUAAUGUAUGCAAAUAAGGAAUGGGUUAUAUAAUAAUAGAUGUUUGUUUUUAGACGAUUUAAUAAAAUAUAAAUGAUGUUGUCAAAGUCUUUUUAAGCUUUAUUACUAUUGUUGGAAUUUUAAUUUUAAUUUUCUUCUUUGUGAAUAUGUUUUCUUAUAAUUGGGCCUUAGAUUUUUAAAGAGAACAUUUGAUGAUAAAUGAAUCCAAUUUAACUUUUUAUAGAAUUGGUCUAAAAUUUUUAUAGUUAUCUUUUUUGUUAUAUAUUUAUGAUGAUAUAAUUUUUAGGAUGACAUAAUUAAUCUUACCAAUUAUUUCAUCGAUUAUAUAAAUAUAUUAAAUGCAAAAACUAAAGUAAUUCAUCUAUGGAUACUAUUAUCAAACAAUUUUAGUUAUUAAUCUAAUAAAUAUUACAAUAUGUUUGUAAUAUGUAUUACAUGAAUUAUUUCCAUAACACUAAUUUUAACAACUUUGGAUACUUCUAUUAAUUUUACCUUUAUAUUAUUUUCAAAAAUAAAUUACAAUGGAUUUGUAAAUACAUUUUAUAAAUUUCUAGAAUUCUAGUAUAGAAAAUUGCAAUUUUGUUCUAUUCUAAAUUAUUUAUAAUAUAACUAGAUAGAAAAAUAGUUUUAAAUAAAAGAUAGUCUAUCUUAUGUUUCUAUAAAAGCACACUAAGACUUGUUAUAAUAUUGAAUGUACAUGUAAACAAAGAUUUUAAUCUAAAAAUUUUUAAUAAAUCUCUUAUGAUAUAUAUUUUAGAGAACUCUUAUCUCAAUAUGAAAGAUUGAUAUCAACUAUGUCAUUUAAAUGUACAUAAGACUAAUAAAUUUUUAGUUAUUUAUAAUUGUUAUUUUUUUUAAAAUAAUACCUUUAAAUUUAUUAGUACUUCUAAAUAAUAUUUCAAAAAUCAGAUAGAACUAAAUUUCAAAAUUAAAUUUUAAUGACAGACAAUUAUAAAAUGAAAAAAAAAGUUUUCAAAAUUAAUUAUUUGCAUAAAUUAAUAGUUUUAAAAGUAGCUUAAGAUUUAAUGAGAUUAGAUAUUGCAUAAUAAUUUUCAAAUCAAAAGAAUAGUUUAUUAAAUGAAUCAUAAAAAAUUCAUUUUGCCAUAAAAGAAUACCUUGAUGUUGAAGGUUAAUGUGUUUAAAUUAGAAAAAUUAUAAGUUAAGUUUUAUAAAAUAAAAUCAAUUAUUUAGAAAAAAUAAAUUCAAAUAUAACUAAACAAAAUUUAGAAAAAUUAGCAUAUAAAUCAAUAGAAAAUUAGAUAGAUGGAUUAAAAUAAUUAAAAGCAUAUUUUAAAAAAACAUCAGGUAUUCAUAUUAUUUUUAAUUUAAUAGAUUAGAAAUAACAAAACAUUUUAAUGUUUUAUCAGAUGGAAAUUUUAAAUGAUAUGAUUUCUUCCUAAAAUCAAAAAUCAUCUUCCAAUAAUAAUGAUGAGAUUAAUAUAAAAUACAACAAUACAUUUUUGACAAAUCAAUUCUCCAAUAUGAUUAUUUAAAUAAACAAUAAGUAAAGUAUAAAAAUUCUCAAAUUUAAAUAUAAUCAAUAAGAAAAAUUAGACAAAUUAGAUUUAUUAAACUUUUAAGAUAUGAUACCUAAUUUUAUUCAAUUGUCUCAUAUGAAAUUAAUUGAGAAUUUUAUUUCAGGUAAACAAAAUAAAUUUUAUUAAUAACUUAAUGAAUCUUAUAUAUAAAUAUCAUAAUGUUUGUGUAAAAAAAUUGAUUUACUUAUGGAUUUAAGUUAAUUAAACUUAACCUCUAUUGAAAUGAUAGUAUUUUUUAGAAAAAAAAAGGAGAAUUCUUAUAGUAUAUUUCUAGAUGAUAGUAAAAGAAUCAUAAAUAUUGAUGAUGAACUUUUUUGUGAAGUAUUCAAUAUUGAUGGAGCAUUUGCUUAAUAUUUUAUUGGUUUAGAUAUUUGUAUUAUUUUUGAUAAUAUUGAUUAAUUACAAUAAAAUACAAUUUAUAGUUUAUAAAACUUUUAUUUUGUAGACCCAAAUAAAAUAAAUUCAUCUUAUUUUAUAUAAUCCUCAUAAAUAAAAAUUCAAUCUUUAUGGAAUUAAUAGUCAUCUUUGAUAUGUUAUUAAUGUGAUUUAUAACUUUCCUAUAAAAGAAAUGAAUUUGGAUCUAGUUAUUUUGAACUUAUAAUAAAAAAUCCAAAACGUAUAUUUAAUAAUGGAGAUACUUAUAUUUAUUAAUUUAAAUAAUCAGAAAAAGUAAUUGCUACUACACAUUUGGAUGAGUCUAUUAUAGUUGAUAAACCUUUUGUGUUAGAUUAGAGUAUACAUGAAGAAAAGUUAUAUCAUUAAUAAUUUGUUUAAAAAUCUGAAUUAGCAUGUUAAAAUUUGAUGUAAUCAGAUAUAUAAUAAGAUUAAUAAUUUGUUAUAAUGAAAAAUGAUGAAGAAUAAAAUGUAAGUGAAGAAAUAGAUAUAAAUACAGUAAGGAAAAAACAAAAAAAUUAAAAAUUAUAAACAGAAGGUAUAUCAUCUCAAUAAUCUGGUGUUUCAGCAAUGUAAAAAUCAAUUUAUUUUCGAUAAUUUUCUCUUGUUAAUGAACUUGCAAACUCAAAAAAAAUCCCUUAAAUUUUUAAAAGAAUGAUAUAUUUCAGAAUACUUUUAAUUUUAAUAUCCAUAGUUGGUUUUAGUUUGGUAAUUAUUAAUAUUAUAAAAUAUAGUAUUUGUAUGAAAUAGAUCUUUUUCAUCAUUUUCAGAAGGAUUUCAAACUAUUAAGUAUGAAAAAUGAUAUAUUUUAUCCAAUUUUAUCCUUUCAAUUAAUUCGUUUAUCAAUAGUUAAUUAUAAUGUUGAACUUUAUUUGAAAUUGAUUACUUAAUAGUAAUUUAUGGAAUUAUUAGUUUAUCCAAAAUCUAAAUUAAUUGGAAGUUAUGAAAAACUAAAAAGUGGGAUUUCAGGUAUCUUAACAGAACCUAUUUUUUUUUCUCUUUAUCAUGAUUAAUAUUUAAAUUUGGAAUUUUUGUAAAAAGGAAAUAUUGGUGAACCAAAUGAACUUAAUCUUCGUAAUAGUUUGAUUACUUUAUUGAAUUAUUAAUUUGAUACUUAAAAUGCUUAUAUUUAAAAUGGAUAAGCUGAUUAUGAAAGUUCUUACUUUUAUUAUAAUUACAAGAAUUUGCAUACUUUAUUAAAUGCAUUUACAGAUGCAAAUUAAAUUGCUUAUGAUUCUUAAUAAUAAAAUUUAGAUGAUUCUUAACAGAAAAUAUUAAUACUCUUUUUUGUUUUAUUUUUCUUUUUUAUAAUGAUUUAAUUUACAUUAACAAUUUCUGAUUUAUUGUUUUAAAUAUAAAAGGAAAAACUCAAGUUAUUACUAUUAAAUUAAGAUUAAAGUUUCUUAAAUUUAGAAAUACAAAGAUUAACAAUAUUGUAAGAAAUGAUUGAUAAAAAUUAUCAUUAAAUUUAAAAUUAUAAACUUAAUUUUUAAGAAAAAGAUUAGUAUUUUGGAAUGAUUAAAUCUUAAUGUAAUUAACAAUAAAAACAUUAAUUAAAAAAAAACUAAAUUCCUGCUUAAUAUUAUAAACCUAAAUCAAUUUUACUUACAUUAACACAUUUUUUAAUAUUAGCCUUAUCAUUUAUAAUAUUGACAAUAUAAAUUUAUGAUACAUAUUCAAAAAUAAAGUAAACUGGUAAAUUAUAUGAAGUAUUUGCUAAUUUAAAUAUAAAUGUUUUAAGUCUCUAUUAAUCAAGAGAAGUACUUUAUUAUAAAACAGCAUUACCAUUUUUAAAUUAAACAGAUCUCAAUUAAUAUUACAUAAUUGCAUAAUAAGGAUUAUCAGGAUUGUAAUAAUACGUUGAUUAAUAAUGGACAUUUUAACCUAAUAAUUAUUUUUUUGAUUAAGAAUUUUCUAGUCUUUUGGAUAAUUUUAGUAAUGGUAAUUUAUGUGAAGAAUUAAUUGUAAUUCUAUUUUACAUUAUAUUAGGUAAUAGACAAAUCUUUGAAUAUUUGUAAUAAUGCACUUGGUGGAGUUUUAUAGAAAGGAUUUUCAACUGCAUUAAUUGAUAUAAAAAAUCAGAUAAAGACUGAAUUUGAAUAUACAAAUUUUACAAAUAGAUCAAAUUAUCCAAUUUUAGAAUUAGAAGGGAUAACAAUAUUGAGUUACAGUCUAUAAUAUAUAAUUGAAAGGUUUUAUUCAGAUUUAUUUUAUUAUAAUUAAAGUGUUGAAGUAAAUUAUAAUGUAAUAUUUAAAUUAAUAUUUAGAUAAUUACAGUAGCUUGUUUAUGUAUUUCAAUAAUAAAUGGAUUAUUAUUAAUUAAAUUUGAUUAGAUAAUUUAAUUAAGAAAUUAUAAACUAUUGACUAAAUUUAUAUAUUCAGUACCUUUGACAUCAAUCUUAUUUGAUGAUAAUUUUUUAAGAAAUACUAGAAGUUAUUUUGUAAAUGAGAAAUUGAUAUGA